AAAACGUGACUCAUACUGUUCCCAGGGACUCUGCUCUAAGAAAGAGAAUGAGGCAUAUCAAGCAUCUUGCAAAGAAAGAUUCUUCAGUGAGGAGGAAAAUGGAGUUCUAGCUGCCCGGGCUGUACUUGUUGACAUGGAACCUAAAGUUAUCAAUCAAACACUGUCAAAGGCUGCCCAGUCUGGCCGAUGGAAGUAUGGUCAGCAUGCAUGCUUCUGUCAAAAACAAGGUUCUGGAAACAACUGGGCAUAUGGUUACUCUGUUCAUGGACCCAGGCAUGAAGAAUCUAUAAUGAACCUAAUUCAGAAGCAAGUGGAGAAAUGUGACUCUUUGAGUGGUUUUUUCAUCAUAAUGAGUAUGGCUGGUGGCACAGGAUCAGGGCUAGGAGCCUUUGUUACCCAGAAUUUACAAGAUCAGUACCCAAACUCUUUGAAAAUGAAUCAGAUUAUAUGGCCUUAUGGAACUGGUGAGGUUAUUGUUCAGAACUACAACUCCAUUUUGACUCUUUCUCACUUGUACCGAUCUUCGGAUGCCCUCCUUGUUCAUGAGAAUGAUGCUAUUCAUAAGAUCUGUGUGAAACGGAUGAAUAUCAAACAGAUUUCCUUUAGCAAUAUAAAUCAAGUCCUCGCACAUCAGCUGGGAAGUAUAUUCCAGCCUACUUACUCCGCAGAAGGCUCAUUUCACUGUAGAAGGAAUCCAUUAGGAGACUUAAUGGAAGAUUUAGUUCCCCAUCCAGAAUUCAAGAUGCUGGGUGUGCGUAACAUUCCUCAGAUGUCUGAGAACUCACUGGCAUAUAGCACGUUUACUUGGGCUGGCCUUCUCAAGCAUUUGAGACAGAUGCUCAUCUCUAAUGCGAAAAUGGAAGAAGGUAUCAAUUGGCAGGUACGGCCCCCUUUAUCAGGACUUCCUGCUCUUGGCAAAAUGUCUUUCAACAAAGAGCUACAUUUUAACACUUCCAUUGCUAACUUAGUCAUCCUUCGUGGGAAAGACGCGCAAAGUGCAGACCUGGCGGGAUUUAAAGAUCCAGCUCUCUAUACUUCCUGGUUAGAGCCUGAUAAUGCUUUCAACGUAUGGAAAACUCAGCGAGCCUUCAACAAAUAUGAGAAGUCUGCAGCAUUGGUCAGCAAUAGCCAGUUCUUAGUAAAACCACUUGAUGUGAUUGUGGGCAAAGCAUGGAAUAUGUUUGCUUCAAAAGCCUACAUUCAUCAGUACACAAAAUUUGGAAUUGAAGAAGAGGACUUUUUGGACAGUUUCACAUUGUUAGAGCAGGUCAUUACCAGUUACUAUAACCUCUGAUCUUGAACAAAAGGGAAAAGUUACCUUAAAGCGUUUUUGGACUAAAUUAUUUUCAAUACUACUAUGUCUGUAAGGUUUUCAAAAUCUUAUCUGUUAAAGUAACAAAGUGGAAUGCUGAUUUCAUUUUGCAUACAGUACCCAAAGAAAAGGAGGAAAACCUUUUAAGUGGAGGAUAGCAUGUUUUCAUGAAAACAUCUACUUAUACUUCAUUUUUAAGAAAAAAAAUUGGUGCUUUUAUAAAGAACGUUAGAAACACUUUGCUUAGAUGUUGGGACUCGAACUAUCCAAGAAAAGGGCAUAUUCUCUUUUAUCCUCAUGUUCCUAAAUCUUUCCUCUUUACUCCAAAGAAGAGUCACUAAAUAUGAGCUAAACUUUCACAGCACAAUUUAAAGCUAAGAAAUUUCAAUUCUGUACUUAAACAUAUUCAUCUUUGAAGUGAAUGCUUUGAACCACAAGAGGGAGCUGUUGUCAAAUGCUAAAGGGUGAACAUCCAUUUUGAACAUUUAUAAUUCUAACCAUAACAGAGUAAGAUUUUUCCAUUUAAGCAGCUAUUUAAAAAUGAAUGUCAGGAUUUUGGUAAUAAAUGCAUAUCAUGCUUAAAUUCAAAAGGGACUAAAGUUUUACUUUGUUUGCUUUUCUUAAAUUUUCUGGGCAUCAGCAAAUUGGGACAAGUUUUCUUUUAGAUCUUGGAAUGCCAGAGCAGAAAUUGAUCGUAUUCAACUAUUGUUUUAAAAUGACUUGUAGGUGUUUAGGUGAUUUGGAAGAUCGUUAUGUUUUUGUAGUGAAGCUGUCAGCCAAAUUUCACUAAGUUGAGAAAAUCAUCACCAAGGAAAUGUAGUGCUUGAAACUGACACACAGAUGCGGGUUUGACUCAAAAGGACAAAACACACUUGGAAACUGGCAACUGAGUUUGAGGGGAAACGAUGUACUUCAAUAAAACACAUCACAUGCAAUGUAUUAACAAAUGUAAAACGGUCAACGCAUAGGAACAUUUGCCCUUUCUGCCAAAUCUACCAGUAGUGACUUUUAUUUUUAUAUGGAAAAAUGACAGUUCACAGCUUCACUGGUUUCUUCUUUUUCAUUCCAUAUGGAAAUGAUUACCUUUUUGCUGUUUUUGUUAUCAACUGUUGCUAUGAUUUAAAAUACUGAACCAUAUCUUAUUUCUAAGGAAUGCAAAAAGUGGUCUGUUCAGCUGCUAAAAGGCACACCCCACUGCAUUUUGUUAACCCAAGUAUACUUGAAAAAUAAUAAGAUCAUGAUUUUUACAAAACAAAGUUUAAAGUAGUUGUUUAGCAUUGAAGAGACCCAAAAACUGAAACAAUUUCCCAGACUAAACUAGUGUAAAUGAAGAUCUAUAACUAAAUUCUCUCCAUAGGAGUUAAGCUGAUUCUAAGGAACUUUGCUAGAAGGGUAGUUUCAAGAAAGUUGUAAGUUGAAAUCAUUUGAGAAGGGGAUUCAUGAACUAACAACAAGGACAAGUAUAUUUGUAGUUUGUCAAUUCAAGGGAUCAACUGCAGGUUAACAUUAGCAGUAAACCCCAGUUUAGACAGAGCUCUAGGUCUGUUCUUUAUGGAAGUUUGACUCCUUUUUGUGAUCCACAGCUGCAUUAUUUGAUUUGUGUGAUGCUUAAAUAGUUGCAAGCUUGUUUUAAACAUUUACAUGGAAAAUUUUUUUUUUCUUGUCUAUUUGGAAUAAUAGAAAGUUUUUGCUAUGAGAGUAGUAAUUUUAAGUUAAAAAUUUACACAAGGUAGCCAACACCAAAGCUUCAGGAUAUGGGGUGGCAUUGGAAAUCUACUUUGUGUGGAGACAAUGGCCAAUUGGUCAAGACAACAUAGAAUCAUAAGCUUCCAGGUAGACAGAUCCCAGAAAACUCUGAAAAUGUAAUUUCUUAAACUGCUGGGUAACUAGCAUACUAUGCUGUCCCUCAAACAUGAUCCCCUAGACACAAGAUACACCUCUGUAGGCAGUGAGUGCAGCACAAACUCAAACUGCUUCUAAUGUUGAAGCUUUUUAAAUCACCCUUCUCUGCCUCUCUUUUUUUCAAAUGGCUCCUGUUUAUGCUUUCUUAAAGAGUUCUUUACUGAAAGCUGUAGACCCUGUUUCUUAUUCAUUUCUUCUUCUAGCUUUGGACUUUUUCUUCCCUAUUAUCCAGUCAAUCUGCAACAUCUUUCUUUUUUAACCCUUUACUUAUGAUUCACUAAGUGUACCGAUAAUUCAGUUAACCAGUUCAUUCAUUCCACCAAUAUCUGUUCAAUACCUAGUAUACACCAGGCACUGAGUGAGGUGAUGAAUACCAUAUAGUCUAAAUGAAGAAGCUUACAAUGUAGUUUAUAAGUUUCUUUGAAUGUUCGAUGCUACAAUUCUGGCUUCCUAAUUAUUGCUUAAUGUGGCCAUAUCCAUAUUCAACUUUUUACAGCAAAGAAUAUGGUCCAAGAGAAAUAAUUUUAUUGGGAGCUCUAGUCUUGGCUUCAAAUUUGUCUGAAACAUCUCCUUACUUCCUCUGUAGACUUUAUUUUGCAGUGUACAUACCAGUGAUUUUUCUCCUGACCACCAUGUUUAUCACACUUGAAUUUCAGUCCAAAAUUUUGUUUUAAAACAUGCUCCAUAUGUUCCUAUCCUGCUCUUAUCUCCCCAUGAGCCCAAGGUUUGGCAGUCAGUUCCUUUCUGAUUCUGCCACCUAUCUUCCAAAUAUGGCUUUCCCACUAACAUCUCAUUUUUGGUAAACAGUCAUUUAAGAGACAGUUGCUCAUCUGUAUCAAUCACAUUGUUUCCUAUGGGUUUUAGGAAUGUGAGCUGGAUGGAAACUCUGGCUUUACAUUUUUAACUAAAUAACUUCCUGCUCCUAAACCCUGAAAUGUCUCAGAGGAUGCACUGUCAGCCAUAUUAAUAGAUGGAAUCCUAUUCUGCAAGCAGGAAUGCUUGCACAAGAAGUUAAGAUAAACAAUGUAAAUAUUUCAAGUUUCUGGGAAGCACAGUGUUGGGUCAGUGUAGGAGACAAUAUGGCAUCCACGCUAUGGGAAAGAAGGAAAAAAAGAGUCCCAAUCAUUUAGAGAGUGAGUAAAGCAGGAAGAGAAGAAAAGGAAAGUGGGGGAACCGAUGAUGUCACCAAAGAACUGCCAAGUAACUUACAAGGAUUUCAGAAAAAGACUUGGUUUUUAAAUUAGUGAUUUUACCUAAUGAUGAAAAAUCUAAGACUAAUUUACAAGAAUAACUUAAAAAGAAACAGUAAGCUAAAUUAUGUGCCAUCCGAAUUUACCUUUGCCAAUGUCAAUAUGAUUGAUACUUUAUGGCUCUCCUGUCCUAUUUGGAUUUAAUUAUUUACACAGUGUGAGUACACGAAGAUUCUAUACCCGUGCUGUCCAAUUAGGUAGCCCCUGGCCACAUACGGCUAUUGAGCACUUGAUAUGUGGUUAAUCCAAAUUGAGAAGUACUGUAACACGCACUGGAUUUUAAAGAUUUAGUAUGAAUAAAAGAAUUUAAAUCUCUCAUUAAUAUAUUUUUUGUAUUGAUUGCAGGCUGAAAUUAUAUUUUAGACAUUAGUGAAAUAAAUUCUUCAAAUUAAUUUUAUUUAUUCAAAUUAAUUUUACUUUUCAAAGGUGACUACUAAAAUUUUUAGAUUUGUGGCUUUCUGCUGAACCUAGACAUUUCAGGGGCAAUGUCCUCCUGGGAAUUAUAGAAACUGGAGUUGAAGAAAAGCUUGUCCUUACUAGGUGAGAGGUCAUGAGAACAUGAUUGUAAGAAACAUGACAUGAAGUAAAAGAUGGGAGUUUCCUUUUUGAAGAAAAGGGGGCUGUUACGGAUUGAAUUCUGUCCUCCCCAAAAUGUGUGUCAACUUGGCUAGAUCAUGAUGCCC
Molecule: messenger RNA, 5147 nt
Organism: Trichechus manatus latirostris (Florida manatee)
Lineage: Eukaryota; Metazoa; Chordata; Mammalia; Sirenia; Trichechidae
Gene: TUBD1
Product: tubulin delta 1
Exons: 9
Coding region: 134-1294 (386 amino acids)
Biological process (GO): mitotic cell cycle; microtubule cytoskeleton organization
Cellular component (GO): microtubule; cytoplasm
Molecular function (GO): GTP binding; structural constituent of cytoskeleton
Source: RefSeq, a predicted model, not a curated record